CGUGAAUCACGCACCUGCCUGCAGUGGCUGACAGGCUGGUUCGUCCUUAACUUUGAAAUAGGAUGUCAGAAGUUAUAAAACGGCCCAGCUACAUAAGCGGUCAGUUUAAAAAACAAAACAAAAAACCCCCAAAAAGGUCAGCACGACAACAGCGACACAACGAGGUUGGAAAAAAGUAAGCAUGGCAACAGCCACAACGACAGCGACACCUGUUGCUAGCCGAAAGCAGGACAACGAAGUUUGGAUUCUGCUGUUAGCCUGCCACAAAAAGCUAAGCUACCACAACCAAUGCCAAAAGUAGCCGCACAAAGAGAAUAUGAGGGUUUUUCUCAGUCAGCGCCGGUCUGAUGUUCCGGUCUGGAGUUAACUGAGGACUAUCUCUACUCUGGCUGAAGACAAAAGAUGGGAAACUGUUCCCGGGGGACAAGGAUUGUCAGAGUCAUAAUGAAUGGGGCGCUUUUACAGUCAAGCUCCAUGGAGACAAACCAGAGACAUUGGAGAAGUUGUGGGAUAAUCCUGGAUGCCCCUGACCGCUUGUGCCAAUAUCUGUGUUUUCAGCGGCUGGACUCUCGUGUGAUCACAGCCUGUAAUGCAGGCACGGCUUGAGUGGUUUUCAGUGGCAACAACACUGCAGGGCUUGCUAACAGGAUCGGAUGGUACUGGGUGAGCACCUGCGUGUCUGUCCUCAGGGAUACACCUGCUGCACGUCCGAGAUGGAGGACAAACUCAACCAGCAGAGCAAACUGGAGUUUGAGAACUUGGUCGAGGAGAGCAGCCACAAUAUGAGGACGACAUUUGUCUCGAGGCAUAAAAAGUUUGAUGAGUUUUUCUUGGAGCUUCUGGACAAUUCUGAGAAGUCUCUCAACAGUAUGUUCACACGGACAUACGGGAAGCUGUAUAUGCAGAACUCAGAGGUGUUCCAGGACCUGUUCACUGAGCUAAAGCGAUACUACACGGGGGGCAACGUCAACCUGGAAGAGAUGCUGAAUGACUUCUGGUCCAGGCUGCUGGAGCGCAUGUUCCAGUUACUCAACUCCCAGUACCACUUCACAGACGACUACCUGGAGUGCGUCAGUAAAUACACAGAUCAGCUAAAGCCCUUUGGGGACGUGCCCAGGAAACUCAAGGCCCAGGUCACCAGGGCCUUCAUCGCUGCACGGACCUUUGUCCAGGGGCUAAUGGUGGGUCGGGAGGUUGCAAACAGGGUCGCCAAGGUGAAUGUAGUUCCAGCAUGUGUCAGAGCCUUGACCAAGAUGCUGUACUGUCCAUAUUGUCGUGGGAUGCCUGGGCUGAAACCCUGUCACAACUACUGUCACAACGUUAUGAGAGGAUGUCUAGCGAACCAGGCAGACCUAGAUCCUGAAUGGAACUUCUUCAUCGAUGCUAUGUUACUGGUGGCAGGAAGACUGGAGGGACCCUUCAACAUUGAAGCAGUUAUAGAGCCAAUUGACAUCAAGAUCUCUGAGGCUAUCAUGACCAUGCAGGACAACAGCAUGCAAGUGUCAGCCAAGGUUUUUCAAGGGUGUGGCCAACCAAAGCCAUCAGGAAUAGGCAGGUCUGCACGUGGCAUUUCAGAUGUGUUCAGUGCUCGCUUCAGACCCUACACCCCUGAAGAGAGGCCAACCACAGCAGCUGGAACAAGCCUGGAUAGACUGGUGACUGACAUCAAAGAGAAGUUGAAGGAGUCCAGGAAGUUCUGGUCCAACCUGCCAGAUGACAUCUGUGCCAAGGGCAAGCUCACAGAGUCUAACGAGGAGCAAUGCUGGAACAGCCACACUAAGGGCAGAUAUUUUCCCGAAGUGGUGAAGGAGGGUCUAACCAACCAAGUGAACAACCCAGAGGUGGAUGUGGAUAUAACCAGGCCUGACACACUGAUCCGGCAGCAAAUCAUGGCUCUUCGUGUCAUGACCAACAAGCUAAAAAAUGCCUACAAUGGAAAUGACAUCUACUUCCAGGACUCCAGUGAUGAGGGCAGUAGUUCUGGCAGUGGCAGCGGCUGCUCUGACGGCUGCACAACAGAGUUUGUUUUUGUUGGAACAGAGGCUCCUGUAAUCGGAGCUGACAGGAGUGAUGAACGCGCAGCAGCAGCAGCCGCAGGCAAGUCGCUUUCCCGUGGACCCUCCCUACUGCUGGUGAUUGCUGCCCUCACACUCCCACUCUGGGCAACGCAGACUCAGUGGAGAUAAUACAAGAGUGUGGCCUGAUCACUGACUUUUAUACUGUUACAUACAGUAUGUUUAACAGCAAGGUCUACUGCUGUUCUCUCACUGGACAUGUCAAACCUCCUGGAAACCUGUCGAGAAUGUCUUACUGUAUGGUAGGACUGGAAGUGAGUGCAGUGCUGCAUCCUGCUCGUCCCCCAAAGAAUGCUCGGUGCCAUCACUGAACUAGCUUUCACAUCUCUGAGAAAAAGAAAAUGUGGUGUUUUCUCAUUAUUCUAAAGUGGAUUUUGAAAAACAUGCUCCUCUUACAGGCAGUGACACCAUCUCGAGAUGGCUCUGUCAAUGAUUUUUCCGAUAAAGGGGAAUCUAUUUUUUCUUUUUCUUUGUAUGAUGAAGAUGUGAAAAUGAGACACCCAUUUUAUCCUAUUAGUCUUCUCCCCCUCAAGCAAAAGGAAAAAAUCUUACUGUGUGCAUGCGUGGAAAUAAUGUUAACUGACAAAAACAUUUUUGGGUUGUUUUUUUUUUUAAUGCAGGCUACACAGUUUCGGAUUAGUUGGUACAGGAUUGUACAGUGCUAGCAGUUCACCUGGUUUCCCGUUUGGUCGUGUCAGUACAGCUUCAGGAAACAGCAGUUCUUACAGCCACUUCAUAGUUGCACAUGUGAUUAUCUCUAAGAAAGUGCUAAUAUACUGCACUAAGAUAACUGCUUUGCACAGGUUAUUUUUGUUCACUUCACAAGUUUAUAAAGCUACAUGAAACAUCCAUCCCAUAGAGAAAGAAGAUCUAUAUUUUCAGAUCAUUUAACUGAUUGUAUUGUACUUAUAAACAGUUACAGUAUGUAUUUCACUGGAAGGUACUGUAAUGUAAUGUUAC
Messenger RNA from Xiphias gladius (swordfish), 3035 nucleotides. It is a transcript of the gene gpc6a, whose product is annotated as glypican 6a. The coding region runs from base 654 to 2186 and encodes 510 amino acids. The transcript has 10 exons. Gene Ontology annotation, biological process: cell migration; regulation of signal transduction; regulation of protein localization to membrane. Gene Ontology annotation, cellular component: synapse; cell surface; plasma membrane. The record is from RefSeq and is a predicted model, not a curated record. Lineage: Eukaryota; Metazoa; Chordata; Actinopteri; Istiophoriformes; Xiphiidae.